GGUGGUGUUCGGAGGGGCAAAGGUCCUUCCAGGGCAAUCGGGAAUCUUUUUAUUUCCUUCCCCAUUUGACGGUUGAAAGCAUUCCUCCAGGUUUGUACUUAUUUGGCUUUAAAUGGCCACUGUUGAGCCAAUAAAUACCUGUCUUUCAUCAGAAGUGCAUUAUAUGGUCUGCACACUUGGACUGGACAAAACAGAUAGGACAGACCUUGAAACUAUUGUGAAUGUAUCUGGGCAGAUUUGUUGGGAGAACAUUACAUCUUACGUGCAAACCUUGGAGAACGAAGAACAAAGUCUAGACUUUGUACAAAGUGUGAGGCUACUAGGACCAGUUUGUAAAACUGUCCAUUUGUAUCUCCUUUCACUCACUCGGAAGCAAUUUGAGGAUCAGUAUGGACUUUGGCUUGGAUGGACUAACAACAAAGAGUUGCUUAUUGAAGUGUUUGAGGCCCCCAGAAGUUCACAACAAACAGCCGUUGCUCUCGGCUUGAUGAAAUUAACAGCUUGUCUUGAGCGAGCUUUGGGUGAUGUGUACCUCAUGAUUGGCAGUGAGUGCCCAUUUCUGCUUAGAGAACUGAUGGCCUCACAAGAGCUGGUGAUGGUGUUUGGGCAGGGUGUGAUGAAUAUCCUGCGAGUGUUCUUGGGUUCACCACGAAGCCUGAAUCUCCGCAACAUCCUGUGGCAUGGAUUUGCUGCUCCUCAGGAAAUCCCUCCGAUGUACCUCUCAAUGCUGCUGUUACUGACAGCUGGAUUAGGGCAGCUUCUGGAGCAACACCUGCUGCAAAGAACGUCCAAACUAGAACAUCGACCUUAUUUCCAAUUUACACAGCUGGAGGAUCUUGCUGUAUUUCCAGACUUUAAUGAGGAGGCUCUUAAGACAGCAGAGAACCUGAUUGAGAAAUCUAAUUUUAUAAUGGAAAUCAUGCUACCUUACUGGAGGGAAGGAUUUACUGCUUACACACAGCAACGAUAUGAUGACUGUGUAAUACUUUUGCUACCUCAGAUGGAGAUGGGACUUAGAAGAAUUUUUACGACUAGUAACAACUGUUCAAAUAGACUGUUGACUGCAGAGUCCACAACUCUGUUCACCACGUUUGAUGAAAUGCUGGUACAACACCUGGAUAAUCAAGAUGUGAACCAGCUUCCUCUUAUUCUGGGAGAGCCUCUAAUGGAGAUUCUUUGGGACCUUUUAAACCAUCAAGCAGGGCCUCGAAUCCGGGAUCAUCUCAGUCAUGGGGAACUGGAUUUUAAUGUGUUUCCUAGAGAAAUAGCCGAUCACUUGAUAACACUGUCUAUAGUUUUACUAUAUCGCUUUUCAAGAGAUGAAGAUAUCCUUGUGAUGGAAAGCCAGUGGCUGACAAAGAUCAUCAGUUCCACAUCUUCAUAUCGUUCCCGGUUUCAUCCAAUUGGAAGACUUAAACAGCAGCUUCGAGACUGUGUGAAAAGCCUACAAAAGUGGGAUGGGAUACCCCGACCAAGGGUGGAGUCAGCACAUGACAAAUCAGGUUUUUAUCCAGAUUCCACUGAAAGAAUUCUUCAUGGUUCAUUGACCGAGGAAAUUAUUUAUAAUUUAAUGAACCAGUUGCUGCCACAUUACAAGGAAGCGAUUCUUCCUGUACACUGUUUGUUAACACACUUGCAGCCUGAGCUGAUGACCAAACUGUUGGAUGUCCAGAUGUACAGCUUGUACUGUCCACGUAUUGUUCUGGAAGUCGUGGCGUUACUGAGGAAGGUGACCUCCCAGUGCCUGAGCAUUUCAGAGCAGGUCAUGAGCAACACAGCUACUCGGUACCAACAGUGGAUUGACAAAUCUCUGCGCUCCCGACAAAGGCACAAUUACCUUCGAAUGUUAAACAGCAUUGAUUUUCUGCACUCCGUUCUCAAUCUCUUUACGCUCCUCUUAACUGUGGAACUGCUCAACGUACAGCGUGUCAGUGAGAAGACUUCUUCUGAGUGUCACCACUACUUGAAGUUCUUGAAAUCAAUGCUGCAGUACACCGAAAACAUGGUGACGUGCACAAGCCCGGACAAAAACAAAUGGGACGAAAGUUGGGACCUGACCAAGAAAAUACUAUUGAAAGUUAAAAACUUUUACAGCAAGUCAUAAACAUAGUCAGCGAACAAAUGCAUUGAAAAUUAUUUUAACAACUAUUUACUGAAAGUACCACAAGAACGUUAUGCUACCUUUAAGCCUAUGAAAAGGAUCUUGUCCACGACAUGAUCCUGAUACAAACUAAUGGUGUGUUGCAGACCAUGGAGUACCAGUUCGCAUUCAUACUUGCACUUUGAAGGCAAAAACAUAAGUAAUAUUUGAGAAAUGCUGUCUGUAUAAAGGGGAAAUAAUGUAAAUUAAAAUUAUAUGACCUUUUAUAAAUCAAUGGGUUGAUCUCUACUAUUGGUC
Molecule: messenger RNA, 2398 nt
Organism: Callorhinchus milii (elephant shark)
Lineage: Eukaryota; Metazoa; Chordata; Chondrichthyes; Chimaeriformes; Callorhinchidae
Product: endoplasmic reticulum membrane-associated RNA degradation protein
Exons: 18
Coding region: 113-2104 (663 amino acids)
Source: RefSeq, a predicted model, not a curated record